CCAAGCCCACACAAACCCACCCAUAACGGAUUUCCACACCGCAAUCAUGUUUUCCGUCCCCGGCUGGAACGUGUCUGCGUCCGUCGCGACACAAGUCGAACAGUCGAAGCCCAAAGACCCGAACAAGCUCGGCAAGAAGGCACAGAAGCGACAGCAGAAGCCAGUGCAUGAUGCGAUUGGAGAUAAUCUGGGGGAGCUGCUGCAGAAGGCCAUGGAGGAGAAGACGCCCACGCUUCAGGAUGUUGUGGAGCCGGUGCAGAAUGAAGUAGAGGCUACUGGUGAUGCGACGGAGGAGAAGCGUGGGAAGAAGAGGAAGAGAGGUACCCGAGGGAAGAAUAGCAAGGCCAAGCCCGACGGUGCAGAUGGCGAUGCGAGCGCGGCAAAGCCAGACGUCGUGGAGGAGGAGCAGGUGCCUGUCCAGGUUCCAUCUACCGAGAAGUCCACGACCACAGACGGCGAAUCCAAGCGCGACAAGAAGAAGCGCAAGAAGGAGCAAAAAGCCGACACCGCAUCUGCAGCCCCCGAAUCCACCGCCAGAGACCCCACCGCGCCCGUCUCCCUCAUCCCCGAGCCCCAAGGCCUCACGCCCCUACAAAAGUCGAUGCGCAGCAAGCUCGCCAGCGCCCGCUUCCGCCACAUGAACGAAUCGCUCUACACCAAACCCUCCGCCGAGUCCCUCGACCUGUUCAAAACCGACCCCUCAAUGUUCGAAGACUACCACCGCGGCUUCGCCCAACAAGUCGAAGUCUGGCCCUCCAACCCCGUCGACAGCUACGUAACCAGCAUCCUGUCACGAGGCAAGCUCCGCACAAAAGACCCGUGGAAAGACAAAAAGCGCCUCGCCAAAAAAGGCCCCCAACAAGACGCAGAACCAGACUCCACCCCCACCCUCCCCCUAAAAGGCGACGCAAAGCCCCUGCCCAGAAACUUCAAAAACCACUGCACAAUCGCCGACCUCGGCUGCGGCACCGCCUCGCUCUCCUACCGCCUGCAGUCCCACCUCAAACCCCUCGACCUAACCCUACACUCCUUCGACCUCGCCAAACCAACCGGCCCCUCCGCCUCCCUCGUCACAGUAGCAGAUAUCUGCGCCCUCCCCCUCCCGGACAACUCAGCAGACGUGGCCAUCUUCUGCCUCGCCCUCAUGGGCACAAACUGGCUCGCCUUCAUCGACGAGGCAUAUCGCAUCCUCCGCUGGCGCGGCGAGCUGUGGGUCAGCGAGAUAAAAUCACGGUUCGGGCGCGUUGACUCCUCCAAAAAAGGUGCACAGAAGAAUAAAGUCCCGAUAAACUCCAUCGGCUCCCUGCGCAAGAAACCAGCCAAGAAACCUAAAGCGAGCGAUGCGCCUGCUGAAGGCCCCCAGGACUCGGCCGACGAGACGGAACUCGCCGAGCGCGUUGACGGCCAGGAUGUCAAGGAAGGAACGGAUAUAUCCGCCUUCGUCGAGGUCCUGCGCAAGCGUGGGUUUGUGCUCGACGCCCUGCCUGAGAGGCCGGGGGAUGCGGUGGAUUUCGCGAAUAAGAUGUUUGUUAAGAUGCAGUUUGUUAAGGGGGCGCAGCCGAGUCGGGGGAAGAACGCUAAGGAGGAGGGUAGCACUGGUGGUGGAGGGGGUGCGAGGAAUAUGAAGUUUGGCAUCAAGGGGAAGAAGUUCAAUGUUGUGGGGGAGGAUAAGGAGGUUAGUGCUGAGGCGGAGGGGAAGACGCUGAAGCCGUGUUUGUAUAAGGUUAGGUGAGGGGGGGAGUAUGUGAUGUUGAGAAUCAUGGCUUCUGGCUUCUUGUCAAUGCGAGGUUAUCAUCAUUUACUGGGGGCGAUAGAAGUUGGAGGCAGUCGAAUGAUCACAUGUUCGAUCCGAUUGGGUCUAGUAAGAAUUCUAGGAUGAU
Molecule: messenger RNA, 1880 nt
Organism: Dothidotthia symphoricarpi CBS 119687
Lineage: Eukaryota; Fungi; Ascomycota; Dothideomycetes; Pleosporales; Dothidotthiaceae
Exons: 1
Coding region: 47-1732 (561 amino acids)
Biological process (GO): ribosomal large subunit biogenesis; rRNA methylation
Cellular component (GO): nucleolus
Molecular function (GO): rRNA (adenine) methyltransferase activity
Source: RefSeq, a predicted model, not a curated record